GCUGAGUAGGAGACGUCCGUCCAGCAGCUUGACACUGCACACCACGGUUUUUUUCCCCAGCUUCAUUAGGGAAAUCUGCAGAGAUGAUCAUGAGGGGUCUGGUGUUUCUGCUGCUGCUGGCUGUGAGCAGCGCCAAAGUGUUUGAGCGCUGCGAAUGGGCCCGAGUGCUGAAGAGUCACGGGAUGGACGGAUACCAAGGUGUCAGUCUGGCUGACUGGGUGUGCCUGUCUCAGUGGGAGUCCAGCUAUAACACCAGAGCCACCAACACCAACAGCAACGGCUCCACAGACUACGGCAUCUUCCAGAUCAACAGCUACUACUGGUGCCAGAAGUCGGACGGCUCAUUUUCACACAACGCCUGCAACAUCAGCUGCAACCAGCUUCUGACUGACGACGUUACCGCGGCGAUCACCUGUGCCAAGCGUGUGGUGAGGGAUCCUAAUGGCAUCAGAGCCUGGAUGGCCUGGAUAAGUCGCUGUGAGAACCGGGACCUGAGCUCCUAUGUGGCUGGAUGUGGUGUGUGAUCAGCUCCUGGAGGCCCAGCACCCUCAUGCUUAA
This is a messenger RNA of Salarias fasciatus (jewelled blenny), 558 nucleotides long. RefSeq names its product lysozyme C-like. Gene Ontology annotation, molecular function: lysozyme activity. Bases 84 to 524 code for a protein of 146 amino acids. The transcript is spliced from 4 exons. The record is from RefSeq and is a predicted model, not a curated record. NCBI's taxonomy places the organism in Eukaryota, Metazoa, Chordata, Actinopteri, Blenniiformes, Blenniidae.